CGAGAUUUUUGCGCAGCUUGCGCGUCGCGUCUUGCGCAAGCAAAAGAUGCGGAACACGUAGCAAGCAUCCGCAGCGGAUCGCCUAGUCCAUUUAUCCGGCUGCCCUGCGCCGUGCAGCCGCAGCACGCAUCGAUUUACCAGCGGGUGACAGAGGCCAGGGUCAGGGUCAUGCCUCGGCUGCGCGGCGCGGCCAUGCUGCUCGUCGUGACGGCGGCAGCCAAUACCACAAAAACAAACCAAACCAAGAGCCUCGCGGCCGUCGUCGAGGACGCCAUGAAGGCCUCAGUCAAGCAGUACAAACAGGUGAAGACAAAGGAGGACGCGGCACAAAUCGUGCGCGACAUCUUUUCCGUACCGAGCAAGGAGGAGACGAACCUCGGGAAAAUCCUGAUCCUGAACGGGAAGGUGUUCGCCAAUAGGCACGAGGGCAAGGUCUACGGCCACUUGGUCAAUACGGCGCGCGCCCUGAUGGAGAAAAACGACGUGGGCAACCUGGCCUACCUCCACGAGUCGGGGGCCUCGGGCCGGUGCGCCACGAACCAAACCGGCAAGAAAAUUACAGAUUUACCAUCGACGUUGAUCGCGCGGGACGGCUACUCUUCUUCUAGGUGUGGUGUAUUGGUGCCGAACCCGUAUUUUGGCAAUUUUGACCACCGGCAAGGGGAGGACGACCGGCUCCUGCGCGCGGCCGCUUUAAAUGAAUACGACGCGCGCACACCUAGAGCGUUCUGGCGCGGCCACCUCCGCCAGAUGCGGUCCGUGCAUACAAAGGAGGGCGUGUUGUACGACAAGAACGAGAAGCCUUGGAAGGUGCACCGCUUCUGCGAGCGCGAGAACGGCAACAUCGCGCGCUUCCAGGGUUUUUUGUUGACAUUACAACGGCCCCACCUGUUCGACGUAAAAGCCCAAAAGAUCGAUGGGGAAAAUCGGUGGUUUACCCCUUCAUAUCUGCGCCGGCACAACUGCACCCGCGGCCUCUUUGAUGAAAUGCGGCCGGGCUACCUUGAAGAAUUACUAGCGAAAUUCAAAAACGGGGGUGCGCAGGAGGCCAAACACACCGCCCCCGUCGACUACGCCAAGUACAGGAUCCUGGCGCACUUCCCGGGCGGCACGAGCGGAUCAUAUAGCAGAAACCUGAACCACCUCUGGGCCAUGGGCGCGCCGGUCAUGAUCUGGGACCACCCGGCCCAGGAGCACUACUACGCCGCCCUCGAGGACGGCGUGACGCACGUCGUGUUCAACGCGACGACCGCCUUCGGCGUUGCGGAGCACCUUAUAAGGCACAAAAGAGGUUUCACAAAGCGACUGCGCGAUGGGGCUGCGAGGGUGCAGCGGGAGCUAACCUGCGCUCAAUGUUUGAACCGUUAUUUCCUUGCGACCCUCGCGGAGCUGCGGCAACGCUUCCGCGGCGACCUCGCGCUGGGCAGCCGCGAGGCCGCGCGGGCGACGCUCCGCGGCGUCAACUGCUCGGGCCACGAUUUGGUCGAGUACGUGGCCGACGACCGGAUGACGAUGUCCACAAAAAGUACGGACCGGGGCAUCCGGUCGCUGCCGCCGGCGACGACGCGGGCGGAGAAGGGCGAGGACCCGCGCUGCCUCGCCGUCCUCGACCGCGCGUUCGGUGUGUGAGUUUUCGUGUAAGACAGAGUUCAUGUUA
Messenger RNA from Pelagomonas calceolata, 1657 nucleotides. NCBI's taxonomy places the organism in Eukaryota, Pelagophyceae, Pelagomonadales, Pelagomonadaceae. The record is from the annotation of a GenBank genome assembly.